This is a messenger RNA of Peniophora sp. CBMAI 1063, 1356 nucleotides long. NCBI's taxonomy places the organism in Eukaryota, Fungi, Basidiomycota, Agaricomycetes, Russulales, Peniophoraceae. The record is from the annotation of a GenBank genome assembly.
AUGGGUGGUGUCGUAACACUUGCUGCUCUCCGAGUUGGCCUAAACUCCUCUGCAUACAUCAAGCGCGCCAACUGCGUGCCUCCAGCUCCCGGCAAAGGGCAGGAUGUCCUAACAUACAUCUCAAAAGUGUGGCCGAAAGACCAAGUCGACGCCUGGAUCGGAUUCUGCAGUGAGUUGGCGCUGUACAAAGGCGCGCGCUACUUGCGGCCAUUACAAGGGGAUAUCGUCCCUCGGGUUCUAGGCGUCUACACUACGGACAGCGGGUUUGCCCUGAACAUGGAAGCACCGCAUCCUGUGUUCUGGCUUGAAGCUAGUGCUGCAAUGCCCGACGUCUUGAAGGCCAAGGUGGUCUCUGCGUACUCUGAUCUCCAUUCCUGUGGCGUUCUACAUGGCGAUAUCGCACUCCGUCACAUCUUGGUCGGUGGUGACGCGCGCGUUACUAUUAUCGACUUUCAAGAAUCACGGGCCCUGGUCGACGAUGAUGCGGUUGGUCUUGGACGCGCAACUCAAGCCGAACUUGCUGUCGAGAUGCGCCGGGUGCGAUAUAUACUCGACUUCGAGGGCGCUCGCGCAUAUGAAACCUCGAAAACGCGGCGGGAAGCCGAGCGCCGGAAGCGGAACAAAGAUAGAGCUCGCCGGCGCGAGCGUUGCCGAAUAGAGGGUCUGCCUGUUGAAGAGCUGCGACCAGUCACACUACCCACCGACGACGUCUCGGCGCCACCUAUUCACCCUGAGGAGCUUCGCGAGUGGAAAAGGAGCUGCCAAUCCACUCCGACGCGAGUCGUCAUGCCAGAGAUCAGCGAAGGACAGUUGUCCGCGGCUGUCUCCGAGUUCAUCGGCAUCGUGAAGCAGAUGGUUGAGGGCGAUGCUAGCUGGAGUCUGUCAAGUCAAUCCAGUGCUUCCGCUGUCUCCCAAUCUCCCUCUCCGCUAACUUUGGAGCAUCCUUUGCCGUCUCGUCUCUCCGCUCCGGACACCACAAAGCUCACCGACACAGAGAGGGCAAAUGCCGCAUCUCUCGACGCGCAAGAGCCCUCUGGGUGUCGUGACUUGGUCCAGAAGGGAGAUGUACAGACCGGCUCUCCGCCUCCCGAAAACCGAGCCGAAAUAUCUCGCGACUCUUCUCAAGCAACGAGUCCGGAUAACUGUCCCUCGAUCUCUGUUACCAUCAACCCCCCUGUGUCCUCUGCAAUCAAGCGCCCACGAGAUCCGUCGGAUACGGUGGAUUCCGGGCUUGAGGUAUCUCCCUCAAAGCGAUCGAGACGAACAGACCACCGUGAUAAGCCUUCGAGUCUUGCAUGUGUCGUACAGGCUACGACCAGAGCUGGAUCCGUAUUACGGGAUCAGCAAUUCGACUGA